AUGGCAUCAUUAAUAAUUGAUUUACAAUUAUAUUUAUUUAUAAACAAUUUAAAUACAUAUUUUGAUAUUUUCUGUAUAUAUGAUAGUUCUUCAUCAGAAUCGUUAGAGUCUUCAUCAUCAGAAAUGACUCAAUAUAAAAAAUAUCCAAAAAAACAUAGAAAAAAUCAUAGCAAUAGAUCAAGAAAGUAUCGAGAUGAACCAAAUGUUAAUCGUGAUAAUUCAAGAAGAAAUCGUGAUAAUGAUUUAGAAAAAGGACAUGAAGAUUUAUUGAGAAUGAGAAAUUGUGAUGAAUCAGAUGUCAUUC
Funneliformis caledonium is the source of this 304-nucleotide messenger RNA. The record is from the annotation of a GenBank genome assembly. Lineage: Eukaryota; Fungi; Glomeromycota; Glomeromycetes; Glomerales; Glomeraceae.